Messenger RNA from Conger conger (European conger), 1963 nucleotides. Its product is annotated as alpha-1-antitrypsin homolog. Gene Ontology annotation, molecular function: serine-type endopeptidase inhibitor activity. Gene Ontology annotation, biological process: negative regulation of endopeptidase activity. NCBI's taxonomy places the organism in Eukaryota, Metazoa, Chordata, Actinopteri, Anguilliformes, Congridae. The record is from RefSeq and is a predicted model, not a curated record. Bases 142 to 1410 code for a protein of 422 amino acids. The transcript has 5 exons.
GAUCACCAUUGAAGAGGGAGGGGUCCAGGGGGCAAGGUCAUAGAAUAUUUGCUGAGAACAUUCUGCUCUCUCAAAGAGUAUAAAUCUGCACAUACUGAUAUUUUCCACAUCCUGACGAAGAAGAGGUCUGUACGGGGAAAGAUGCAGGGGUUUCUACACUGCACACUCGCCUCCUUGCUCCUAUAUGUGGUGUGGACCCACCCCCAGGGUGGUAAGCAGGAGGACCACCAACACCACCUCCACCAUGAGAUGCACGAGCCCCACCCUGUCCAUGGCAAAGGGGAGGACACCUGUCACAAGCUAGCCCCACACAAUGCCAACUUUGCCUUUGUCCUCUAUAAGAAGAUUGCCGCCAAGGCAGAGGUUGAGUCCAAAAAUGUGUUCUUCUCUCCACUGGGUAUCGCCACUGCCCUGUCGUUGCUGGCCGUUGGGUCCAAAGGUGACACUCACAAGGAACUGUACCAGGCCUUGGGCUACAGCCAGCUCAACACCAGUCAGGUGAAUGAGGCCUACGAGCACCUGAUGCAUAUGCUGGGCCACAGCCAGGGGGAGCUGAAACUGGACAAAGGGAGUGCUGUGGUCUUACAGGAUGGCUUCAAGCCUUUGCAAAAGUUCCUGGAUGAUGCCAAGCAUUACUACCAAGCCCAGGGCUUGACUGUGGACUUUAAGAAGCCAGAGGAAGCUGUCCAGGCGAUAAAUAAAUUCAUUGCAGAGAAGACUGACAACAAGAUCCCAGACCUAUUGAGCAGUGUGCAAAGUGACACCCUCAUGGUGCUGCUCAACUACAUCUACUUCAGAGGCAAAUGGGAAAAACCAUUUGAAGAGGAAAAUACUGUAAAGGCAGAUUUCAAAGUGGACGAGAACACCACAGUCCUAGUGGACAUGAUGAAGCGGACGGGCUGGCACAGCUACUACUAUGACCACGAGAACCACACCUCGGUGCUGAUGCUACCAUACAAGGGAAAUGCCUCCAUGAUGAUCCUCCUCCCCUGUGAGGGCAAGAUGAAAGACCUAGAGGCCAUCCUAAGCAAGGAGUAUAUCGCACACUGGCACAAAAACCUCUACAGGACUGUGGUGCAUCUGGAAAUGCCCAAAUUCUCAGUGUCUGGGUCCUACUCCCUGAAGGAGUUUCUCACAGAAAUGGGUGUGGUUGCCACAUUCUCUGAUGCAGCUGACCUGUCUGGGAUCUCUGAGGAUGUUGGCCUAAAGGUGUCAAAGGUGUCCCAUAAGGCUGUUCUCAGUGUGGACGAGAAAGGCACAGAGGCCGCUGCUGCAACUGCUGUGGAGAUGAUACCCAUGUCUCUGCCAGACAUGGUCAGCCUCAAUCGGCCCUUCCUGCUGCUCAUCCUUGAAAGUUCCACCCGCAGCAUUCUCUUCAUGGGCAAGAUAGUCAACCCCACAGCCCAGUAGACUCAUUAAUGGCCAUGAUUCUGCAGGAAGCUUUGAGGCUAUUGAGAGACCUCCCUUUAAGACAUCUCUGUCCUGCACGUCAGUAGGCAGAGCUUUUUUUUGCUAUCAGUAAUGUACAGAUUGAAACAAUCUGUGUUCAGAACAUGCAUAUUUAGAGAAGUAUGCAUGAGGUCUAUAUUAAUGGUUCCCAAACCUCUCCUUGAGUACUCCUAGCCAACCCCAGGUAUUUGAUGUGUUCCAUCUCAAGGGCUUGAUGAGUAGUAUCAGGUGUGCUUGAGGUGGAACACAUUAAAUACCUGGAUCUAGCUGAACAUACCUGAGAGGUUUGUGAACCACUCACCACUAUACAGAUUCUGCAGCAAAACUAUUGGCCUGCUUGCUCUCUUGUCACUGCUGCAGAUCAGUGUGUACUUGUCAUAUUCCAUGCCCUAAAUUGCAUUCUACCAGAAUUGUUGUGGAAUUUCAUACUAUUGAUAUUAAAUACUGUGGAUGUUUGGAUCUGCUUUCCAUAGAGAAACAAGAUGAACAUGAAAUAAAAAUUAUACUGGUUUUA